UAAUUUUUGAUUUCAAAGCACCUGACUUUAGAUCACGCUCGGAUAUAUAUUCGGUUCAGCAGCUGAUAAUCAAGAAUGCUCAGAAAGUAAAGUGGUGGGUCACAAAGAUUAGACCCAUAUGUGUUUAUAGAUUACUAUGGUGCAUGGAGGUAGAGGUCUUAAUAUAUAAUAUUAUAUAAUUUAAUUCAUCAUUGAAGUCUAUCACUAGAGUACUUGUUCUUUGGUAUGAAAAUGUAGGCUGCACAGAAAUGGCUGUAAAAAAAUGCGCCUUCAUGCAACAUCUGCUCACCAAAGUUACACUACUAAUUCUAAAGGAAGAUUUGAUAGACCAGUGAGAUCCGUUAUUACUUACAUACCAUUUCAACAAUGAUUAUAGAUUUAACUGAGGACGAAGUUAAAAAUGAAGGCAAUCCUGAAGAUAGAGGUGAGGUUAGAGGUGAAGUAGAAAUGGUUGAGAGAGGAGGGGCCGAAGAUAGAGGUUUACCAGCUCCUCCUGCUCGUGUUCAUGCUCCUGCUCCUGCUCGUGUUCGUGUUCGUACCCGUGUUCGUACUCCUACUCGUAGUCGUACUCGUGCUCGUGCUUCUACUCGUACUCCUGCUGGUGUUCGUGCUCUUACUCGUACUCCAGCUCAUAUUCGUGCUCCUACUCGUACUACAGCUUGUGUUCGUGCUCGUACUCGUACUCGUACUCGAACUCCAGCUCAUGUUCAAAGAGAUCUAAUUCAGGAAUUCAAUGAGCGAUUGACUCAGGGAGUGCAUAUUAUCCUUAGAGACCAGGACCUUCGGUUCCUGAGAUUAGAACAGGCAAUACAGAAUAUGAAUAAUAAUAUAGUUGAAGAACUUCAAAAAUUGAAUCAUAGUAUUAAUCGAUUCAGCGAUAAUAUUAUCCGAUUAUUGGAACGGCUACCUAUACCAGCAGCUAAUAAUCAAGAAUUCUCAGAAAGUAAAAUGGUGGGCCCCAAAGAUUAGACCCAUAGUUGUGUAUAAUGGAUAUAUAGGUAUUUAUAGAUGACCAUGACACCUGGCCGUAGGGACGAGUUUUUGAAUAGAGUCUUAAUAUAAAAUAUAGUAUAAUUUCAUCGUUGAGUAUUUAGAGAACUCGUUCUUUG
Molecule: messenger RNA, 1109 nt
Organism: Scheffersomyces amazonensis
Lineage: Eukaryota; Fungi; Ascomycota; Pichiomycetes; Serinales; Debaryomycetaceae
Exons: 1
Coding region: 367-969 (200 amino acids)
Source: RefSeq, a predicted model, not a curated record